Molecule: messenger RNA, 354 nt
Organism: Porites evermanni
Lineage: Eukaryota; Metazoa; Cnidaria; Anthozoa; Scleractinia; Poritidae
Source: the annotation of a GenBank genome assembly
AUGAAUAAUUCAGUAUAUCGCAAAACUUGUGAAAAUUUAAGAAAGCGUGUUGAUGUAAGAUUGGUGACUGAUAAAAGUAAGUUAUCCAAACUUGCAAGCAAGCCAACAUAUGUUAACAGUAAAAUAUUCACUGAGGACCUUGUUGCGGUUCAUAAAAUCAAAGAAACACUAAAACUCAAUAGACCAGCUUAUGUUGGAAUGUGCAUUUUAGAUCUUUCAAAGACACUCAUGUAUGAUUUUCAUUAUAAUUACAUUAAAAAGAGAUACAAUAACAAGGCUAAAUUAUUAUUUACAGAUACAGACAGCCUUUGUUAUGAAAUAGAAACACAGGAUAUUUAUGAGGAGUUAUGGUAG